Molecule: messenger RNA, 2835 nt
Organism: Nipponia nippon (crested ibis)
Lineage: Eukaryota; Metazoa; Chordata; Aves; Pelecaniformes; Threskiornithidae
Source: RefSeq, a predicted model, not a curated record
AUGGCCUCUGGCAUAAACAAGAUUCAUCAGCCCGGGACUUGUAGUGGAUCUAAAGCCGCUCGCAGCAGCUCGGCAGAGGAAUGCAAUCAGGAAAUGCACGUGAAAAUGUGCAAGAAAAUUGCCCAGCUCACUAAGGUGAUAUAUGCCCUGAACACUAAGAAUGAUGAACAUGAGGCUAGUAUACAGGCUCUGAGAGAGGCUCAUGAAGAAGAAAUUCAGCGCAUUCUUGCUGAGACAAGAGAAACGAUUCUCCAAUGUAAAAGCAAAGUUGAAGAAGAACAAUUGCUCAGAAAACAUAUUCAGGCCCUUGAAAUUGCAGUAGAACAACACAAGAGACUAAAGGAAGAAGCCUUGGCAGAGUUAACACUGUGCAAGAAGCAGGUGGAAGAGAGGGAGCCGAGAACACAAGCGAGACAAGCACACACAGUCCUUUCUACAGACAUGGUAGACACCAAUGCAGACGUUGAAAACAAGGCUCUACGUUUAAAUCAGGAGUCUGAUGGACUGCUAAAUCAAUGCAAAGCAUCUAGGAGAGCAACUUUAGAUAAAAAAGUAAUUUUAGAUGAAAAGUACAGUGUGGAAGGACAGCCUCUAACAAAUGAGGUGGAAAACCUGAAGAGUGAGAACCAGAGAGCAACUGAAGAAUAUACUCAGAAAACAAGCAAAGUGCAAGCCUCCUCUUAUAAGAGACAAAAAGAGGAUUUGAAAAAUGCUAUGCAGCAAUCUGUGAUAGAAACAAAGAAGAAUUGUCAGCAAAGAGAAAUGGAGCAAAGGAAGUGCUCAGAGGCUGAGGAAGGGUUUUUGCUGCAGCAGGUAAAGAAGCUCGAGGCAGACGUAGAAGAGAAAAGCCAGAAGAUAAAUGAGAGGAAGAAGCAUUCCCAGAAGCUGAAGGAGAGAAUACAGGUAGAGUAUGAGACCAUGAUCCCUGUCUCUGCCUGCAAGCAUCAGUCCCAUAAGGAAAAGAUUUGUAUGAAAGAAUAGCUGUUAAAAGGGCUGGAAGAUCUUGUAAUGAAGCAUACAAAGGAAAUCAAGCCAGUCUAAAACUUCAUGGAAGCUGAAAGAAAAAAUGCAGAAGGUACGAAUGAGCUCCAGACACAGCUAGAGGAAUUUAAAAGAAAAUCUGAGUGUGAACUAAAACAACUAGAGAAAGAGAAAGACGUCCUAACUGGGAAACUUCAAAACUCUUCACUUGAGGUUUUGAGGCUCCAAGAUUUUAUUAAGCAAAAUGAGGAUAUUCCCAAAUAUACAAAAUUUCUUCAGUCUAGUUCAAGAAAAAGCAAUGAACAGCAACCGCUUUAUGCAAUUCUGGUGGAUAAAAGUGAAUUAAUAAUUGUGUUGAAGAGACAAGGGAGCAGAUGCCAGGAAAUGGUAAAAGCAGAAAUCCGGACUAGAAGUGAAGGCAAGUCAAGGUACAAUGUAGUUGAAGCUUGUGGUCAUAAAGUGGGAGUACAGAAUGUCCUUUCUCUGAAAGGAGUUGAGACCCUGGGAACUGAUACAAGCUCUGUGGUGGCUCAGCUGAAGCAAAUAUUAGAUCAACAAGCAAAUAAUUUCAAGGAGUCACUGAAGAAACAUAAUCUACAGUCCAACAAAGAAAAAGAGAAGCUUUUGCAGGAUCUUCAAAACACCAUUAAAGAAAGCCAGAAUGUUAAACUGCAGCUGGAGGCAUCACAUCAAAAAGUCUUAAAAAUGUUGGAGAGAAGCAAAAAUCAGGAACUCAAGGAGGCAGAAGAACGUUUGAAAAAGGAAUUUAACGAGACUUUCAAGAUCCAACAUCAGUCUUAUAGGCUGGAAAUACAAACCUUGGAAGAGAAAGCAAAGAAAGAAUUACACGAUGAACUCGAGCAGAUACAGAAGCAGCAAACCCUGUUGCUAGGAUCUCUAAGGAUGGAACUCUCUGAGCAACAGACAUCAUGCACUAAUCUUAAGAAACAAAUAGAGGAACUCCAAAUGGAGCUAAGGAGUGUGAGGACACUGAAGAAGCAACAGGAAGGAAGUAGCCAGAGCCAGAUCAGAUCUCUUCAUGAUGAACUGGAAAAAUGUCAGAGUGAAAUUUCCGAACUCAAGAAAGAGAAUUUACUUUUGAAGGACGCAAUGGAGCUACUCAGUGCAGAGCUGGAGUCGCAGAAGCAAGAAGCUGCACAGCUUCAGGAUAGGGAGAAACAGCACAGAAGGCUACUGGUCGAAGACCUCAAUAUCAAGCAUAAAAAAGAAAUGGACAUACUGCAACAAGAUCACCGGCAGGAAAUCAAAAACAUAUUAUCUGAUUACAGCAGCACUUGGGCACAUCUCCAAGCAAAGAUUUUCUCCUUAGAAACUAAACUUAAAGAAUUAGAAGAAAAGUCAAGAAAGUGGGAGUCCAGAUCAGAAGAUACACACCUUAUAAGCUGUCUGCAAGACAAAUUAAGUGAGAGAGAAGAGAUUAUCAAGCAGCUAGCGGAAGGAAGAAAAUGUCAGCAUUCACUUUUAGCCAACACUGAAUCUUACAGGAAUCGAUCAUUUUCUUUCAACCCUAAUACAGGAUGCUUGACUCCUUCCAUGAAGCAGAAGAAAAUGGUUGAGGUGCCCAGUCGUGUUGUCAGUGUUCCGAAUUUAGCUUCCUACGCAAAGAGCUUUUUGAGCUGUGACUUGAGAUCAAAAAGAAGUGCUCCUCAAAUAACAAAAUCUACAAGCUUAGACCGGAGUCCUGGCUGCCUCAGGGUGGGCUCUCCCUCAGCACAGUCCUCAGACAGCACUGCUGCCACAAGGACACAUGGCAAUGAACCACCACAAACCAAAGAUGAACAAAAACAAGACCCUCGGCAUCAAGAAUGGUUUACUAAAUAUUUUUCAUUUUAA